Alternaria metachromatica is the source of this 3183-nucleotide messenger RNA. RefSeq lists its product as uncharacterized. The transcript has 2 exons. Gene Ontology annotation, biological process: regulation of transcription by RNA polymerase II; DNA-templated transcription. NCBI's taxonomy places the organism in Eukaryota, Fungi, Ascomycota, Dothideomycetes, Pleosporales, Pleosporaceae. Gene Ontology annotation, cellular component: chromatin. Gene Ontology annotation, molecular function: DNA-binding transcription factor activity, RNA polymerase II-specific; RNA polymerase II cis-regulatory region sequence-specific DNA binding; zinc ion binding. The record is from RefSeq and is a predicted model, not a curated record. The coding region runs from base 1 to 3183 and encodes 1060 amino acids.
AUGCAUGCUGCGCACGCGUCGGAUUUGGGCAAGAUCCAGACGCAGUUCCGAGACAAGAUGGACUCCACGGUUGGCCCUGCAAACGAGCCUCCCACCCCCGCCUCCCCCGACAGCGCCGACACCCGUGGCCGCCGACGCGACCGCGACGAAGACGGAUCCGGCGGCGAAGGCGAGGGUGACGGCCAUGGCUCCUCGAGAAAGAGACGGCGCAGCAGAAAGGGCCUCGACAAGAAGUUUGAGUGCCCGCACGAGGGCUGUGGGAAGAGCUACUCCCGCGCAGAGCACCUCUACCGCCAUCAGCUGAACCACAACCCCAAGCAAAUUUACCACUGUGACUUUCCCGAUUGCCACCGAUCGUUCGUCCGGCAGGACCUCUGUGCGCGCCACAAGGAGAGACACACGGCGCGAGGCUCGCAGCUGCUGCGCAAGGACACGUUCAACAUGCACAAUCUGAACCCCAUUGUGACGGCUGCACUGGGCGGAAAGAAUGCACCGCCACAGAAGGCACUCGGCAUGCAGUCUCCGCCGUCUGGAGCCUCCAACGCAGGCCCAGGCAGCAGAAUGUCGCCGCCAAACUUCCAGUCGCCAGGCUCGACUGCCACGCUCAGCAGGCAGGACUCGCUGCAGAGGACAGUGAGCGACGAUACGUACCGCAGUGGCUCAGAAGCUAAGCCCUACGACAUGCAGUCCCAGAGCGCUGGAAACUUUGCACCCCCACCGCGUCCGGCCGCUUUGGGCAACUACAGUGGAGGUCGCAACUCUCUCCACAACUCCCCACAUGUGGGUAAUGGGAACUUCACCCGGCCCGAUCUACGCGCGCAGACGUCCAAUCUCAGCUCGUAUGGCUCGAGCUCACCCUUCAACUCUGCCGUUACGCCAUCCCAGUAUACCCCCUCUGCGCCCUCGACCGGCUACCAAAAUAGCGCAAGUGCGUAUCAAUCACAAAACAACUUUCCUCCCUUCUCCUCCUUACCUCCACCAGAGUACCCCCAGCCAACUGGCACCCCUGCUCCUCGAGAACAAGAGAACCAGUUCUACAAUGGCACUUCUGGACAGACGCCCAUGAACGGUGUUGAGUCUACAGGUCAAAUAGACAACAGAAUGCAGGGUGUCUCUGACGCAAUCAUGGAACAGAAUCCCGCAUAUGCCAUACCAAUGUUUGGUGGCAAUGGAUACAGUCGGUCGCCCUUUGCCAUGGCCGACGACUUCGCUGCCUGGCUCUUCAACGACAACCAAUUCAACCCAGGAGGCGCAUCGCCCAUGGAUUACCCGGGCGGAGUAAACCCCGUAGCUGGUGCGUCAUCCCAAAUUGGUCUUCAAGCUCCGUAUUUUAACUAUGACCCCUCAGUCGCCGGCUAUCUGAACAACCCUGCACCGCCUGCACACCCAAUGGCUGUUCAUAGCAUACUAGACACUACGCUGCCAGAGUCUGCCCUCUCAGAAGAGAAGCGGAAAGACCUUCUAGAUCUCAUUCAUUUGCGCUUCAACGAAACAGAUCAUGCGCCAGUCAAGAAACAGAAGGAGGAACUCAUGGAGGGUGACAAAGACGACAGCCGGCACGUACUCAGUCUGCACAUGAUGCAAACGUACAUCAGCUCGUACUGGGUACAUUUCCACCCGCAAUUACCAAUCCUCCACAAGCCGACGUUCAAUGCAAGCACGUGUCCUGAGCUGCUGUUGCUCGCCAUCAUGUGUCUCGGAGCGUCUUGUUUGGAGAAGAACUACGGUCAAGAGACUACACAGGCUUGUGCUUCGCUGGCUAACUUCUUGGCGUGGCACCUGCGCUGGGAGCUGUUUAUGGACGCUGAUUUCCGUCCACCCGCUAAGCUAUGGAUCUUCCAAGGCCUGCUUCUCCUCGAGUCAUUUGAGAAGAUGUACUCUACGCGCCCGCUACAUGAACGAGCGCACAUUCAUCAUGCCACGACACUGACGCUUAUGAGGCGUGGAAGCUCGCUGAUCGGACGAUCAGCAAUGGACUCGCCUCCUAGUGUCAAAGACGGAAAGAGCAACGGAAUAGGUGGAGCAAACACGCCUGACGAAUGGUGGAACCACUGGAUCACGAAUGAGGCUACUAGGAGGGCAGCAUUCGCAGCCUUCGUCAUGGAUAGCAUCCACGCUACCAUGUUCGGUCACAGUGCUGUCAUGGUCGCUCACGAGAUGCGUCUCCCACUGCCAUGUGACGAAGCGCUCUGGUCUGCAACGAGUAGCUCUGAAGUGGGACGAGUUGAGCAAUCCCUAACAUCGAAUGGCAUCAAACCAAUGUCUUUCCUUGACGGUCUUAAGAAGACGCUUAAUGGGCAGACGGUACGGACCAAUUCGUUUGGGCGCACAAUCCUCAUGGCUGGUUUACUGAGCGUAUCAUGGCACAUGAACCAGCGAGACUUGCAAGUAAGCUCCCUGGGUGUGACAACAGCACUGGGCGGCCGCGACAAGUGGCGAGGCUCUCUAACCCGGGCCUUUGAUUUCUGGAAGCAAGAUUUCGACAGCUCACUAAACCGAUCUGAAGACCGCCCUAGUUCGAGCUCAUACGGAUACUCGCAAGGUGUUGACGAUGACAACGUGUUCGAGUCCCGAACUGUGCUCCACCACCUGGCACACAUGGCCAUGCACGUCGACAUUGUCGAUUGCCAAAUCUACGCCGGCGCACCCCGCCUUCUCGGGCGGUCAAUAACCCCGCAGGAUUACAACGGCGCGCAACGUCGGAUGAAGGAGAUGUGGGCCCCCACUGCCCGAGCCCGGGACGCCACAUUCUACGCCCUCCGCUUCCUCUCCAACGUAAUGGUUGCCGGAGACCACAGUCUGAACCCCAACACGCCGUCCACCGCGGGCUUCUCCUAUUCCGCGCGUGACGACUACCUCCUCAACCGACCGUGGGUACUAUAUUUCGCCACACUAAUCGUGUGGUCGUAUGGUUUCGCGCUCGAUGGUCCGGUCAAGGAACCGUACCAACUCCCCACCUAUGACGACAAGGUCAGGGAUAUGGUUCUCUACCUCAACCGUGUUGGCGGUGUGCGUUCACCGGAAGAUCUGAGCAAGACUUCUAAUCGCAACGCUUGUCUCGGUCUGCUCAUCAUCAUGCGCGAUAUGUUCAAGAAGACGAGAUGGGAGUUGUUGCACGAGGCGAGCAAUCUGCUGACGAAGUGCAUUGAGAUGCUUCUCCCUGGUGCGGGUGGAGCGUUGUAA